AUGCCCACCAUCUACUCCUCGCUCUACCAGACCUUUAUCCGUCAAGGAUUCGCAAAGUCUUUCACACACGGCUACGCCCAGUCUGUCGUCGCCGCCACACACCCCCAUGUUCUAAACCCCCAGAACCGGCCGUCGUUUGCGCGGCGAAACUGCAAUCGAUUCGGACGCAUCCAAGCGCUCCAGCUUCAGAGCGCCUUCCACACCCAGACAAGUGGCUCCGACCACAAGCAGCUGAGCCUCAACCAUGGCGGCCUAGAUGCCUACUUUGAGCACCUGCAAGACCUGCAGGCGCAAGAUGAGACCGACAAGGAAUGGGUGCAGUUCCAGUUCCAGAACCGCAUCGAGUGGAAGCCGUCUGCCGCAUCGGUCCUCGACAACGAAGAGGUGUCGGCCAAGGCCGCCGAGGCCGAUGUUGAUGUCGAUGCCGCGGCUGCUGAGGAAGCGUCGGCCGAAUUUACUGUUGCGCUUGGUGAAGAGGGAGGCCUCGCCAGCGAGCAGGCUGGGGAACAGGAUGUUGCAGCCGCUGCGGAUACCGCCUCCGCGGUAGAGGCUGUUGCUGUGGAGGACGUCCUCGCGGACCGUCACUCUGCGGUCGAAGAGGCGGCUCUCGCGCACAUUGACGCCGCUCUCGAGAAGGAGAUUGAGGCACGGAAGAACCUUGAGGCCCUGGAAGAUGGCAAGGUCACUUCUACCUCGCCGGUUGCCGCCGGUGAGGUUGCCAAAUCUCGUUCCGUGCCUGUGUCGCGGUCGCGGUCGCCUGUCCGCUCGGUGUCGCCUGUAGUCGACGAGCAGUCGCAGACCUAUGCCGAUCACCUUGCUACGCUGUCCGAGUCCGGACGCUAUACCGAGAUUCCGGCUGUGUUUGAGGCCAUGCUGGUUGCCGGUGUUCAGCCCAUUGCCAGCGCCUACAAUGCGCUGCUGAUGGCUGCUAUUCACUUGCCCAUUGACCGCAUGGAGGUCAUUUCCAAGGCCCUGGAUGUGUACACCGACAUGAUUCGCCGCAAGGUCCUGCCGGAUAGUGACACCUUCAACAUUCUUGUCGGCCUGCUUGCUUCGCGCUCGCUCGAGCUAGCUGCUAAGAAGACGUUGCUCGAAGAGAAGCGCCUUCGCUAUGGCGGCAUGGACGAGCCUGGCAAGUUCAUGUUUGCGUCCCACGAACUAGAGCAUGCCAUCGCUGCGGAGGAGGACCGUCUUGACUACGCCAUCAAGCUGUUUGAGAACUCCGUUGCAGCCCAGAAGGCCGCGUACUCCUCUGAGACCUAUCACCAGCUGAUCUCGGCCUGCGCCCAGUCUGGUCGCCUCUCCGACAUGCUGCAGCUCUUUGGCCACAUGGAGGCGAAUAAGAUUGCUCCCUUUGCUGCCACCUUCCCAGCUAUGAUCACUGCGUUCGCAAACGCCGGCGACCUGAUCAGCGCCGUCGAGUGCUACGAGGAGUAUCGCAACUUGGCUAUUGCAAACGAUGCUGGCGAGCCCAGCCUUCUCGACCGUCUCGACACGCAGGUCUACGCUGCUGUCAUCAACGCAUACAUCACCUGCGAUAAGAUGCCUGGUGCCAUGAAGUUUUUCGACAAGAUUAAUGAACAGUACGGUGUUCGCGCCGCCAACAUGAAGGACGCUCUUAUCAACGAUGGCUUCGUUCAGGGCUUCACCAGCCGCGGUAACUACGCAACCGCUUUGGAGUGGGUGCAGAACGUUGACAAGGCUACCCAGGCUCAGUCUCUGGGUAAGAUUGCAACCGUCGCUGCCGACAACGGCCACAAGGACCUGGCUGUUGCCGCUUUCGAUGCUCUGACCAACGCGUUCCCGUCUGCACUGUCUAGCAUGACCGGACCUACGACCGCUCUGCUGGCUCUACACGUCCGUGCAGGUGAUGUUGCCGCUGCCUCCAAGUACUGGCACAUUCUGCGCAACCCUCUCGUUGAGGUCUCUUCGUCCUUUAUCGAGCCCACAGCCAUGUACGCUGUUGCCAUGAUUGGCUCGGGUCAGGUUGCCGAGGCCCUGGUUGAGUCUGAUAUUAUGUUCGACCGCAUCCGCCAAUCGGCUGAGGCGAGGACCCACGCUGCCAUCGUCGAUGAGAUUGAGGAAGGUGUCGCGUUCAUCAACCGCUUCAUGCAGGCUCGUGGUGUGACGGAUCCCCGUGAGGAUGCCUCUUCGGCCGCGUCGUUUGUUCCGCCUGCUUCGUCCUUUGUUUCGUCUCCGUUCCCGUCCACGCCCACGGUUUCAAGCUUCGACGAGACCAGCAACUUCGACCCGUAUGCGCACAACACCGAUUACAAGGGCUCGUCCCUGAUUUCGGACGACCUGGAAGGGUCCCACGGCCGCAAGGGUCCCAAGCUGAACGAGGCGCUCAACCGGUUCCGCAACAUGCGCCGUGCUGGCCGCCACCCUCGGUACAUCACCUACGCCAAGCUGAUCUCGGCCGCGUCGCGGGAGAACAAGAUGGACCUCUGCCAUAACAUUCUUGCCAUGGCUCGCGCUGAUGUGCCCCUUUUGCCGCAGUACGCUGUCGUCCGCUACGGCUGGUCUUCGAUCCUGGAUGCCAUGAUUGGCGCCAGCCUGUCUGUGGGCAACCGUACCUUGGCCGAGCAGUACCACCAGGAGCUGCUGAGCUUCGGCUCUGCACCGUCUGCCAAUACCUUCGGUCUGUACAUCACCACGCUCAAGGAGUCCACCAAGACGUUUGAUGAGGCUUCCGAGGCGGUCAAGAUCUUCCACCGCGCCAAGGCCGAGGGUGUCGAGCCCAGCUCGUUCCUUUACAACGCUCUGAUUGGCAAGCUCGGCAAGGCGCGUCGCAUCGACGACUGUCUGUUCUACUUUGCAGAGAUGCGCGCCCUGUCCAUUAAGCCCACGUCGGUCACUUACGGAACGAUUGUCAACGCUCUGUGCCGUGUGUCGGACGACAAGUUUGCCGAGGAACUGUUUGAUGAGAUGGAGGCGAUGCCCAACUACAAGGCCCGCCCUGCCCCGUACAACAGCAUGAUGCAGUUCUUCCUGACGACCAAGCGUGACAAGGCCAAGGUGCUUGCCUACUACGAGCGCAUGCUCGCCCGUGGCAUCGCCCCGACCUCGCACACAUACAAGCUGCUCGUCGACACUCACGCCACCCUCGAGCCCGUCAACAUGACGGCGGCUGAGGCGGUCCUAGACCGCAUUCGCGCCGCCGGCCAGACCCCGGAGGCCGUUCACUAUGCAUCGCUCAUCCACGCUCGCGGCUGCAAUAUGCACGACAUGGAAGGCGCCCGCCGCAUCUUCGACUCGGUUAUGAAGGACAAGUCGGUUUCGGCCAAUGCCUGUCUGUUCCAGGCCUUGUUCGAGGCCAUGGUGGCGAACCACCAGGUUGCCGAUACGGAGCCCAUCCUGGCCAUGAUGCGUGAGCGCCGCAUUGACAUCACGCCCUAUAUUGCCAACACCCUGAUCCACGGCUGGGCUGCUGAGAAGGACAUCGCAAAGGCCGUCUCGAUCUACUCGUCUGUUGGUCGCGAGCGUCGCGAACCGAGCACCUACGAGGCCAUGACCCGCGCAUUCCUCGCUGUUGAGGAGCGCGACAAGGCCCAGGGUGUCGUUUCGGAGAUGCUCCAUCGCGGCUACCCGAGCGCUGUCGUCAACAAGGUGCUUGAGCUCCUUGGUGGCGGUGCCGGUCAUGCCGACGAGGCCGCCGCUACCGUCGCUGCGCCGGUCGCCGCAUAA
Molecule: messenger RNA, 3687 nt
Organism: Sporothrix brasiliensis 5110
Lineage: Eukaryota; Fungi; Ascomycota; Sordariomycetes; Ophiostomatales; Ophiostomataceae
Product: pentatricopeptide repeat protein
Exons: 1
Coding region: 1-3687 (1228 amino acids)
Molecular function (GO): protein binding
Source: RefSeq, a predicted model, not a curated record